AUGUCCGAUAUAGAUUCUGACGAGUUUGACGAGGAACGCAAAAAACUUGGGGAAUAUGAAGGGGACAGAAAUGAGGCUGGAGAAAGGCAUGGAAUGGGGAAAGCGGUUCUGCCGAAAGGAGACGUUUAUCAAGGACGAUAUGAACGUGGCAAAAGACAUGGCAAGGGCACUUACCGAUUUGUGAAUGGGGCGAGAUAUGUCGGAGACUACCACCAGAACAUGAAACAUGGACAAGGCAUCUUCUACUACCCGGAUGGAUCUAAAUAUGAAGGUUCUUGGGCGGAAGACUUGAGACAAGGUCAUGGUGUUUACACAUACUCCAAUGGGGACACGUAUGUUGGAGAGUGGCUCAAUCACAUGAGACAUGGUGAGGGCACCUAUCGUUACCAUGACACCGGCUCAGUGUACACUGGCACCUGGGAGAAUGGCAAGAUUGAGUCUGUCGGAGAGUUCAUCCACGCUAACCAUAGAUACAGCAGUAACUUUGUCAAUAAUAAUCCAUCUGGUCCAGGAAAGUACAUCUUUGACAUUGGCUGCGAGCAGCAUGGUGAAUACCACCAAAUAGAGCAGGACCGUGCAGAAGGCGAGUGGGGGGAGCCAGGUUCCACCACGCUUCUCAAGUGGUUUCCAAAAUGCAUCACUGGUCUGACGUCACAUGAGGCCGAAAGCGAGCAUGAGGGACAGCCCAUGGGCCAAGCUGAGGGUCAGGUCGAGGGCCAGGCCGAGGGCCAGGCAGACGUCGAGGUCAAGCCUCCGGCUGAGCUUCCGCCCGAGGUUCCGCCCGAUACACCUACCGAACCGGCACCCGAAGACGCUAAUCAAUGA
This is a messenger RNA of Nerophis lumbriciformis (worm pipefish), 825 nucleotides long. The record is from RefSeq and is a predicted model, not a curated record. NCBI's taxonomy places the organism in Eukaryota, Metazoa, Chordata, Actinopteri, Syngnathiformes, Syngnathidae.